Molecule: messenger RNA, 939 nt
Organism: Adineta steineri
Lineage: Eukaryota; Metazoa; Rotifera; Eurotatoria; Adinetida; Adinetidae
Source: the annotation of a GenBank genome assembly
AUGUUUUAUAUUUUAUUUUAUCUAAUUAUUAUUUUAUGUAAUAAUCUCUUGUUAAAUACCCAAAAACUUCCAUUCGAUACUCUUGUAAAUUUUGGUGAUGGUAAUACAGAUACUGGAAAUGUUUAUAAUUUAACAAAUCAUCAAUGGCCUCUUGUACCUCCUUAUUAUCAAGGACAUUUUACAAAUGGUCCUGUUUGGAUAGAACAAUUAGGUAUUCCAAACAUUUCAAAUUAUGCUUAUAAUGGUGCUACUAUUGAUAAUGAUAACUUAAUUGCUGGAUAUACUCAACCAAAUAAAACACUUGUACCUGGAGUUCGUCAACAGAUUGUUACUUAUCUAGCUAAUAAUGAUAUAACGAAAGUCGAUUUAACACGUACACUCUAUGUUAUCUGGGCUGGUAUGAAUGAUUACCUUGAUAAUUCAAGUAUAACUUCAGAUCUAGUAGUAGCUAGUCUUAUGAAUGCAAUUUCUGAUUUAACUCUUGUUGGAGCAGAACAUAUUUUAGUACUAAAUCUACCACCACUUCAGGCUUAUCCAUUUAGUCGUGAAACAAAUAAAAACUUGUCUUUAAAUACAGUAGUAACUAAUCAUAAUAGUUAUCUUCUAUCAAAUAUUUCACAAGUUAAUAUUAUGUAUAAUACAACAUCGAUAAAAGUAUUCGAUUUAUAUUCAUUAAUGAUCAGUAUCCUUACGAAUAAUUCAAUACCAGCUAUAGAUAAAACUAAUCCAUGUUGGAAUAUAAGCAAUGACAUCGUUAUAUCACAAUGUUUAAUUCCUAAUCAAUAUAUUUUUAUUGAUACUUACCAUUUAACAACUACUAUACAUCAACGUAUAGCUGUCAAUAUUGAACAAUUUCUUCGUUCAUCUUCAUCUAAUUUCUUUAUUUCUAAAUUAAUUCUUUUUAUAAAUUUAUUUUUUUAUCUUAGAAAAAAAAACUAA